AAAAAAGGGGGUCAAUCCACCCUUGUCACUUCUAAUGUUUUUAAAAUGGAGAGAAACAAGAUGGAAGGGUUGUUAUUGGUGUUUUUGCAACCCCAUUAGGGGGGUAAGCCUAUUUUCUGUUGACUUCUUGUCUCUCCCCCCGGGAUAUGGCCGUGGAAGGCCUGGAAACAGCAGGGAAGACAUGCGCAGUUUUGCUGAAAGAAAGCUGGUUUUCAUUCAAAAGCGGACAAAAGAUAUUCGCUUGAAAACACGUUUUAUCACAUUUUAAACAUUUUUCUGGCUAAAAAUGAAGAGAAACGCUUCAAAAAGAAAAGAGCCGUCCACUUCUGAGACCGCUUUGGUUGGUGAGUUGUGAAAUACUUCCUUUCUAUAUUUAAAUUUUGCCAUUUCCUCCUAGUACGAGGACCGCCAUAGAAUUCCGUCUUUUUAUUUUGAAUUCCGUCUUUCCGUUCUUCUUCAAAAUUUUAACGAAUACUUAGCUUUAAUGUUGCUUUUUGCGAAGCGUUUCUAUUUCUAAUCGAGACCUCGUGAGAUGCCUGUCAUUCGCGAACUUCAAACCAUAACAUUUUAUAAAUUUGUAUUACACGGAAAACCUCCAUUUUAGCCCUCAAACAACGAAAUUAUUUCAGUAAAAUAAUUUCCUUUCCUUUCUAGUAGAGCGUAGACAAAAUGUUUAUAUUAACAAGGUGAAAAUAAGCACGUUUUGCGCGUAUUGAUUUGGUUUUAUAACUUUAUAUAGCGCCCCUUCCCCCCUGGCAUAUAUUUUAUACCGGCUCAGACCUCGCGGCGCGUUUAUAACUUUAUAUAGUGGCGAAGCAAUAAUUUCAUCAUUUUGCAUUAAUAUUUUUAUUUUAAUUAUCUAUAUUAUAAUUGAGGAUUAUGUCUAUGAAUUUCUAGGGUUUUUUGCUAAUUUUGUAAUGAAAUUUGCUCAGAACAGAAUUUGCCAUUUUAUUACAGUAAUAAAGUAUAUUGAAGUUACUUCUGUUUUGAAGUUUUGAUUGUACUUAGAGGGCCCCCUAUACCUCUUCACAAUAUGCUUUCACGUAAAAAUAUUUUGCCUUUUCACGAGUCGCGGAUUAAGAAAAUCAUCGAUCACGUUUCACGGCUAAGUAAAAUAAGCCCUUCACGCUUCACGAAAAAAGUAUAGGGGGCCCGAUCACGUUUCACGGCUAAGUAAAAUAAGCCUUUCACGCAAAAGGUAUAGGGGGCCCUCUACUUAGGGAAGAACAAGGGCUGUCUGUUAGGGGGAGCAUCCAUACUCAACUUGCCAUGAGAAAUGUCAAUUUGACGUUUCUUUUUUUUGUUUUUGAAAUUGUUACAUUUUUGGCGGGAAAAUAGUGCGACAAAAUUGGCGGCAAAAAUUUAUAUAAUAGAUACAGCUGAUUUUCGGUAUGAACCUGAAAGAGUAUACUGUAAGAACCUCGAAUCUGAAGUCCGUUUUAAAUUAUGACUAUUCAUUACGAAGUUAUAUCAAUUCAAAAUACAAGAAAUCCGCCAUUUUGUUCUAUUUUUAGUAACAAAAUGGCGAAUUUUCGAAAUUCAACUAGCUAUAUAUUGGCCAUGAAUUGGUCCAUUACAAAACAGACUUCACAUUUGAGGUUCUUACAGUAUGCUCUUUCAGAUUUAUUCAGAAGAAAACCCAUAUCUAUUAUAUAAAUUUUUGGCGCCAAUUUCGUCACGUUAUUUUCCCGCCAAAAAUGUAAGAAUUGCAAAAACAAAAAACAUCAGAUUGUUAGAAAUGAUAUAUUCUAUGUAAAGGCCAAAUAUCGUAGAAGAAGAAUAAAAAUUGAAGAAUUUCUUGUACAGCGAAAACGAACUGGACAUUUCUGAAGAAAAAAUGCCAAGCGUGGAAAAUGUGGAGAAAAUUAGAAGUAAACCACGUGCCCCCUUUAGUACAUGUUACUACCGUAUUAUCAGAAGUGGUUCCCCCCUCCAUCUGGAUUAGGGGUGUACUGGAACCAAUUUUUAAAGUUAUGGCUGGAACCGGAUCUGGCCAGAACUAGAAAAAAGUUCCGGCCGUAACUGAUCAUUAAGCGAUAUAUGGUCAUAUGUUACUUUGUCUGCUGCCAGACACUUUCAGUCAUCAAGGAGAGAGCUUGCAAAUGUUAGAGUAAAAAGAUUGACCAUCGUUAAACGUCAUAAUGAAGUGUUAAGAGUGUACAUUUUUCUUGUGUUGUUCAAGUUUUUUCCUAUGCUAUUCAAUAAAUAAACUUGAUUUCGUAUCUCUCUGAAAAUGACAAAGUUCCGGUUCCGGCCAUGGGUUUUUUAAUUAUAGUUCCCGGCUGGAACUCUGAAAAAUUGGGGUUCCAGCCGGAACUAACCGACCAGAACCAAGUUCAAGUGCACCCCUAGCUAAUCUGGAUGGCAGAAGCCUCCUUCAUAGGGAGAGUAAAUCCAUAUUGAUCAUUGAUUAUGUCAGGUGAAUCAUCUAAAAAGAAACAAACAAAAUCCCCCCAAAGUCCAGUGAUAUCCAGUGAUGUUGUUGAGGAGUCUGCUGCUGAUCAGGAGUUUUAUAAGAAGGUAAGUACAAUGUUUGAAUCACAGGGAAAUUUGUUGUUCGGAGCAGCACUUCAUGAGAGCACUUGUGACAGAUGUGAUUAGCAAAUUGUCCCUUAUAGGAUGACUGGUAGGGUGAGACGGUUAAUCGAUGGAAAAUUUUUUUAAACUGAUUCAAGCAAUGUUGUUCUACAGUACGCAAUACAAUUGUUUUUAAAACUGAAGUCUUGAAUGUGUAGCAUAAAAUGUAAUCCAACUGUAGUAUAUUUUGACAUAGUUAUAAAACCAUUUUUGUCCUCCGGUGUUUGAGAGUUUUUCUUCCAGACCUCUGUUUUUUCCCUUACUCCAAAACAUAAUCCUCAGGCCUUAGGCACAUGUAUCAAGAGCCUCUGGCUUGGGGCAGGCUCACCUUGUGUAAUCAACAUAUUAAAAAAUAUGAUGAUUAUUUUCUUCUCUAGCCAUCUGUGGUACUGGCAGAACAUUUAGGAAUGAAGUUGGAUUACUCAAUCCCGCCACACAAAGAAACUGACAUGACGUACAAGAAAUUCUUACGCAUCGUUCACAAGCAAAUUGGUUCAGCAAAUGCAGGAUUUCCGAAUUCAAAAAUCAUUGCACUUGUGGGAGCUGCAUGGAAAGAUUGCAAAGCUGAAACGCAAGGUAAAGAUACUGGCAAAACAAUUACAACAUUUUUAUAUAAAACGUUUUAGACAUAGUGAUAGCCAUACAAAUAUCAAAAAAGGGAAAUUUUACACUUUACCAUACCAGAGUAAUCACUGAAUACAUAUGCCAAUAAAAGAACGGAAAAACCGUCAGAACACACCGCCAUCAAAUACUUGCGGUACGGUAGAGUGUAAAGUACCCCAAAAAAGUUAUAUUUGUUGGGUAGUUUGAUCCUGUAAGAUCACUUAAGUAUAUCAUUCAUCAAUACCAACAGUGGACCCGAUUCAAAGUUUUACAUGUAAUGGGGAACCUCUUUUUCUCAGAAAAAAACAUAAUAGAAGAAACAAGCGGGAAAAGUGAAUCAAACCCAGCUGCUCCUGAGGUUGAAUCAGAGAUCAAACCUGAGGGAAAGAAAGUGGGCAAGAAGAAACGAUUGAUUGCACCAAUCCAAAUUAAACUCACAAAAAUGCCUGUUAGUCAAAAAUUGCACAAAUCAUUGGUAAGAUCCACAUGCCAGAAUUUGUUGAUUUUUGAAGUUUACAUCCUUGUUAAGAUGUGAUUAUGUUCAUUUUUGACAUACAUAGGAGCAGUCAGAUGAUUCAAAUAAUAAAGUCAUUUCAGAAAGUGAGGAACUGCCAGUUGUGAAAAAAUUGAAAAGUAUGUCUGUUUUAUUUGUUAGUUAUAUGUGUAACUAUUUAAACCCCUUCCCCUUUGCAUUAGAUAGUGUCAAAUGAAGUACAGUAAGCUUUGUAGGGUGUAUUUUACUGUGUCUAAUGCCAGACGACUUUUCUUUAGUUUGUAAUUCAGAGAUCCAGUAAUGGAGUGAUAAAUUCUGUUGGGGGAUUUACUUUUCACAAGGAAUCGGGUAAAUAGAAUAAUUGAAAUAUUUGUGUAGAUUGUGCAGUGCAAGAGCUAGGUGAUGAUACAGACAGAUCUAGUGACGCGGGAAGCACAAGUAGUCGAUCAAAGAAACGUAAAAAGAAUUUGAAGAAAAAGAACUUGAUUGAAAUUGAUUCUGGUGAUGAGGAGACACCAAAGAAAAAGAAAACCAAAAUAAAUGAGAAAACAAAAGCAAAGAAAGGCAAGAAAAAAGGUUGGUUGAAAUCCACUGAGGGUCCCACCCCACCUCGGCUGCACCUUUUCUUCAGGACCAAUUUUGUAAUUAUUUCAAAAUGGAGGAGAAGCUGGGAGUGGCAUAAGUUCUACUACCGGUACACAGUUUGAAAAUUCAUUUUUUGUAUGUUUGAUGUGUUUAAUUGAUUUUUGUAUUUUUUGUUUUAGUUGUUAAAAGAAGACGUCUGAAGCAAGAUCUGGUUAGUUGCUCAAGUAACCUUUUUAAUUCCACUUUUGAACUGCAAGUUCAAUGUAUUUUAGUGUGGUGUUCAUACUUUUGAUAUUGUGAUGGUGAUAUUGGUUGUGGUGAUUACGGUGGUGGUGAUUAUGGUGAUGGUGUUGAUGAUGCAGGUGAAGUGGUUAUGAUAGUGAUGAUGAUGGUGAUGAUGAUAGUAAUGGUAAUGAUGGUGGUAAUGGUGAUUGAUUGUUUGGUAAUGGUGUUGUUUAUAAUAGUAAUGGUAGUUCACAAGUGGUGGUGAUGGUAGAUAUGUUGUUGUGUUUCAGGAUGAUGAUGAUGACGAUGAUGAUGAAGCAAAUGAUCAACAUCAAGAUUAUUGUGAAGUUUGUGAAGAAAGUGGUGAACUACUGUUGUGUGAUACAUGUACAUUAUCUUUUCAUUUGCAAUGUCUUGAUCCACCAUUAGAUGAAGCACCAGAGGGAGAAUGGAGUUGUCCCAAAUGUGUAAG
Molecule: messenger RNA, 4955 nt
Organism: Paramuricea clavata
Lineage: Eukaryota; Metazoa; Cnidaria; Anthozoa; Malacalcyonacea; Plexauridae
Source: the annotation of a GenBank genome assembly